Oncorhynchus masou masou (cherry salmon) is the source of this 2953-nucleotide messenger RNA. RefSeq names its product uridine phosphorylase 2-like. The transcript has 8 exons. The record is from RefSeq and is a predicted model, not a curated record. Gene Ontology annotation, cellular component: cytoplasm; cytosol. Gene Ontology annotation, biological process: nucleotide catabolic process; uridine catabolic process. Lineage: Eukaryota; Metazoa; Chordata; Actinopteri; Salmoniformes; Salmonidae. Bases 94 to 1062 code for a protein of 322 amino acids. Gene Ontology annotation, molecular function: uridine phosphorylase activity.
CCCGUGUCAAGAGUAUUUGGAAACUGCUACACAGCACAACAGCGAAUAUCACCUGUAUUCUUUUCCUGUCUAGACAGAAAGCGAACAACAUCCAUGUCAUCUAUUUUACUCAACUGUAUGGGGACUGUCACUGACCAUUCUGAAUAUAGCGAACCAGAGGUCCUUUUCAAGAACCCACAGAUCCAUGUUAAAAACCCUCACUUGGACACAAUGGAAGAGGACAUUCUCUAUCACUUCAACCUGGGGACCAAGACCCACAACCUACCUGAGAUGUUUGGAGACGUCAAGUUUGUGUGCGUUGGCGGGAGUGCCAAUCGGAUGAAGUCCUUUGCUCAGUUCAUUCACCAGGAGCUGGCCUUGCCCGGAAACAUGGAUAAUGUCACAGAUAUCUGUGAAGGAACCGACCGCUACUCCAUGUACAAAGUGGGACCCGUACUUUCUAUCAGUCAUGGUAUGGGCGUCCCCUCCAUCUCUAUCAUGCUCCAUGAGCUCAUCAAACUGCUGCAUCAUGCCCGCUGCAUCGACUUCAUCCUCUUCCGCAUUGGCACCUCCGGUGGAGUCGGUCUGGAACCAGGAACAGUAGUGGUCACAGACAAGGCGGUGGACUGCUUCUUCCGCGCCCAGUUUGAGCAGGUGGUUCUAGGUAAGGUGGUCACCAGGAGCACAGAGCUGGAUGUGGGCGUAUCCAAGGAGCUGCUGCAGUGCUCGUCCGAGUUAGACGACGUGCCAACCGUCAUCGGAAACACCAUGUGCACCAGUGACUUCUACGAAGGUCAGGGUCGGCUUGAUGGAGCUCUCUGCUCCUUCUCCACUGAGGACAAGCUGGAGUACUUAAGGAAAGCCUAUAACACAGGAGUCAGGAAUAUUGAGAUGGAGUCCACCGUCUUCGCAGCCAUGUGUCGUGCCUGUGCCAUCAAAGCGGCUGUCGUCUGUGUGACUUUGUUGAACCGUUUCGAUGGGGAUCAGAUCUCCACCCCUCAUGAUGUGCUAGCGGAGUACCAACAGAGACCUCAGGUUCUGGUGGCCCACUUCAUCAAGAAACGCCUGGGCCUCAUCGUCUAAAGCUCACUCCGAUCACCUCUGCUGCCCAUGAACUGCACAUAGCUACAGCCUUGACUGUUACGUGGACAUACACGGAGUGUACAAAACAUUAGGAACUCCUUCCUAUUGAGUUUCACCCCUUUUGCCCCUGACUGAAGUGGAUUUAACAGGUGACAUCAAUAAGGGAUAAUAGCUUUCACCUGGUCAGACUGUCAUGGAAAGAGCAGGUGUUCUUAAUGUUUUGUACACUCAGUGUAUGUAUACAGUCAUGUUGAUAUGUUACGAUAUUAUUUAAAGUGUUCUAAAAGUACAUGAAGAUUUUACAGAUGUGUUGUAUCGUGUAUGAUUUGUUAAAUGAAGCUCAAAGAGUGGGCUCUUACGCAAUUGUGUGGUAUAUUUGUAAUGGUAUUGCAGUUGAAGUCGGAGGUUUACAUACACCUUAGCCAAAUACAUUUAAACAGUUUUUCACAAUUCCCGUUUUUCACAAUUCCUGACAUUUACUCCUAGUACAAAUUCCUUGUCUUAGGUCAGUUAGUCACCACUAACUAUCACCACUUUAUUUUAAGAAUGUGAAAUGUCAGAAUAAGAGUAGAGAGAAUGAUUUAUUUCAGCUUUUAUUUCUUUCAUCACAUCCCAGUGGGUCAGAAGUUUACAUACAUUCAAUUAGUAUUCGUCUCAUUGCCUUUAAAUUGUUUAACUUUGCAUUUUGGCCCAUUCCUCCUGACAGAGCUGGUGUAACUGAGUCGGGUUUGUAGGCCUCUUUGCUCGCACACGCUUUUUCAGUUCUGCCCACAAAUGUUCUAUAGGAUUGAGGUCAGGGCUUUGUGAUGGCCACUCCAAUACCUUGACUUUGUUGUCCUUAAGCCAUUUUGCUACAACUUUGGAAGUAUGCUUGGGGUCAUUGUCCAUUUGGAAGACCCAUUUGCGAUCAAGCUUUAACCUUAUGACUGAUGUUGCUUCAAUAUCCACAUAAGUUUUAUUCUCAUGAUGCCAUCUAUUUUGUGAAGUGCACGAGUCCCUCCUGCAGCAAAGCACCCCCACAACAUGAUGCUGCCACCCCCGUGCUUCACGGUUAGGAUGGUGUUCUUCGGCUUGCAAGCCUCCCCCUUUUUCCUACAAACAUAACGAUGGUCAUUAUGGCCAAACAGUUCUAUUUUUGUUUCAUCAGAUAUUUCUCCAAAAAGUACGAUCUUUGUCCCCAUGUGCAGUUGCAAACCGUGGUCUGGCUUUUUUAUGGCGGUUUUGGAGCAGUGGCUUCUUCCUUGUUUCUUCCUUGCUGAGUUUAUACUUGCGUACUAUUGUUUGUACAGAUGAACAUAGUACCUUCAGGCAUUUGGAAAUUGCUCCAAAGGAUGAACCAGACUUGUGGAGGUCUACAAUUUAUUUUCUGAGGUCUUGGCUGAUUUUCUUUUGAUUUUCCCAUGAUGUCAAGCAAAGAGGCACUGAGUUUGAAGGUAGGCCUUGAAAUACAUCCACAGGUACACCUCCAAUUGACUCAAAUGAUGUCAAUUAGCCUAUCAGAAGCUUCUAAAGCCAUGACAUCAUUUUCUGGAGUUUUCCAAGCUGUUUAAAGGCACAGUCAACUUAGUGUAUGUAAACUUCUGACCCACUGGAAUUGUGAUACAGUGAAUUAUAAGUGAAAUAAUCUGUAUGUAAACAAUUGUUGAAAAAAUUACGUGUCAUGCACAAAGUAGAUGUCUUAACCGACUUGCCAAAACUAUAGUUUGUUAAUUAACAAGAAAUGUGUGGAGUGGUUGAAAAACGAGUUUUAAUAACUCCAACCUAAGUGUAUGUAAACUUCCGACUUCAACUGUAUAUAUUGUGUUGCUUUUGACUACCUUGACUGUGUAGAUGAAAUUGUUGGUUUCUCUGUAACUACACUGAACAGAAAUAUAAACACAACCUGUAAAGA